AUGCAAGUAGUGCCUUCUUUUCUCAUCUGGGUCUCUCACUGGGGAGUCACAUGGACUCUGACUACUGAGUAUGCACAAGAGGAAGCCUCACACAUCUGUGUGCAAGAUCUGCCAAAUAACCGGCAACCUUAUGCUGUCAGUGAAUUAGCAGGUCAUCAGACCAGUGCUGAAUCUUGGGGAACUGGCAGAGCUGUUGCUCGAAUUCCUUGUGUUAGGGGUGGAGGCACUCACCGCUCUGGCCAGGGUGCUUUUGGAAAUAUGUGUCGAGGAGGUCACAUGUUUGCUCCUACCAAGACUUGGUGCCAUUGGCAUCGCAGAGGGAACACAACACAAAAACAUCAUGCCAUCUGCUCUGCCUUGGCAGCCUCGGCCCUGCCAGCACUGGUCAUGUCAAAAGGUCAUCGAAUUGAAGAAGUCCCAGAACUUCCCCUAGUGGUUGAAGAUAAAGUUGAAGGGUAUAAGAAGACCAAGGAAGCAGUUUUGCUGCUUAAGAAGCUGAAGACAUGGAAUGACAUCAAAAAGGUCUAUGCUUCUCAGCAUAUGCGAGCUGGUAAGGGUAAAAUGAGAAACUGUCGUCGGAUCCAGCAUCAUGGACCUUGUAUCAUCUAUAAUGAAGAUAAUGGUAUUAUCAAGGCCUUCAGAAACAUUCCUGGUAUAACUUUACUUAAUGUGAGUAAAUUGAACCUUCUGAGACUUGCUCCUGGUGGGCAUGUGGGGCAUUUCUGUAUUUGGACUGAAAGUGCCUUCCGCAAGUUAGAUGACCUGUAUGGUACAUGGCGCAGGCCUGCUAUCCUGAAGAGUCACUACAAUCUUCCCAUGCACAAGAUGACCAACACAGACCUUACCAGGAUUUUGAAAAGCCCAGAGAUUCAGAGAGCCCUCUGUGCACCACGCAAAAAGAUUCAUAGACGAGUACUCAAGAAGAACCCACUGAAGAACUUGAGAAUCAUGGUGAAACUGGACCCAUAUGCCAAGACAAUGCGCCGGAAUACAAUUCUCUGACAUGCUAAGAAUCGGAGAAUCAGAGAAAAUAAGAGAGCUGCCGCACUAAAGAAGAUUAUGGAGGCCAAAAAAGAGGCAGAAGAGAUGAAGAAGCUUGUAGGUAAGAGAAGCGCAAGAGCAAAGAAGGCUCCAGGGCAGAAGAAACCAGGAAAGAAGCUUCCAGCAGCAAAGAAAGCUGGGGAAAAGAAGCCCACAGCUGAAAAGAAAUCUGCCACACAAAAAAACCCUACAGCUGAGAAGACUGCUGCAUAA
This is a messenger RNA of Dromiciops gliroides (monito del monte), 1254 nucleotides long. Its product is annotated as 60S ribosomal protein L4-like. Gene Ontology annotation, molecular function: RNA binding; structural constituent of ribosome. The record is from RefSeq and is a predicted model, not a curated record. Gene Ontology annotation, cellular component: ribosome; cytosolic large ribosomal subunit. Lineage: Eukaryota; Metazoa; Chordata; Mammalia; Microbiotheria; Microbiotheriidae. Gene Ontology annotation, biological process: translation.